Molecule: messenger RNA, 2587 nt
Organism: Cyprinus carpio (common carp)
Lineage: Eukaryota; Metazoa; Chordata; Actinopteri; Cypriniformes; Cyprinidae
Product: voltage-dependent L-type calcium channel subunit alpha-1D-like
Exons: 2
Coding region: 1453-1797 (114 amino acids)
Biological process (GO): calcium ion import across plasma membrane
Cellular component (GO): voltage-gated calcium channel complex
Molecular function (GO): high voltage-gated calcium channel activity
Source: RefSeq, a predicted model, not a curated record
UAAUUUAAUCUAAUUACAAGUAUGUAAUUUUGGAUCUGGUGAUUAUGUAAUCCAUAUUACAUGUAAUCAGUUACUACCCAGCUCUAUUAAUAAAUAUAUAAAAUCUGUUUAAAAAAAUGUUCAUGCCCAAUAUUAAUUGACACAGCAGGGUGGACAUGUUAUGAAUUACGCUAUUAAACAAGUCUUCUAAAAAUGAGGAAAUGAGAGAAAUGUUAAUGACUAAUUACUUACCUUUGCUUUCCCUCCAAGGAAAUGAUUUCAUGAUCAUGAUUUAGGACAUAUGAUUAUAAAAGGAAACUCGACACCAGUGUAACAGGAUGGACUGGAGUUUGAGAGACAUAAACUAAUUGAAGUGUUUUACACAUAGAAAAAAUUUGUAUAUCAUAUGUAUACCACACUAAAUUGAGUCAAAGAGAAUGAGUAAAUGUAUAUGUCCAGUAUAUUUCUUCUUCUUUGGCUCUCAACGAAGGCGGUCACAUUUUCUCUCCCUCUCCUCCCCCUUGCCUUCCCUUCUUUGCUCCUCUCGUCUCGUCUAUUGUCUUAUACUUUGAGAGACUCUCUCCACACUGCUCUCCAAACUAAAAAUCUAAGAAAUCAUGGAUUUGAUCAACUGGUCUCUGAAGGCAAUUGACGCCAUCUUCUCGACGAGAAGCUUAGGUUCGGGGGAACCUGACUGCCCUGCCGAAACGUUCGCAGCUGGCUACACGAUGGACGCGUGGGAGAGGUGGCGGGUCGUGUGUCUGACGGCUCUUUCCGUGGAGGACAUUGAAGAUAUCUACCUAUUCAGAACCAUGAUAACAGGUCUUCUGUUGAUUGGAUUAGGCAUUGCCCUGGUUUAUCGAGGAAUUCAGGAAACGGUAACAGCUGUCCAAAGCCUCACAAGGCUGCCCGUCAUGAUUGAAGCAGUGGGCAGAGCGGUCAGCACUGAGACUGGGACUAUUAACCGCAAUAUGGAUAACAUCACAAAGAAACUCACGGCUUUGCAAAGGCAAAUGGUUCGAUUCGGAGACCAGAAUGAGUAGUCGUGUAAAUUGGAAUGCGGCUACUCGCCCCAAGACCGAACAAUCCCAAUCUUAUCUGCUUUCGGCUCCCCUCAACCAGCACUGGACUCAGCCAAGGCUGCUGUUGGAACAACAACUCCCCCGGAAGAGCACUGCAGUGAGACGCUCUUACGUUCCUCCCCCCUCUCCACAGACACCUGCUGAUUGUUGACUCUGUCUGGGACCUGAUCAAGGCUGUCUCCAUGGCAACUUGCUGUGUAUCGCUAUGAUAAUCCUGCGGACUGAGGCACCUAGAUUUGAUGCCAGGCGUGGUGGCUCUACAUACACACACACACACACACACAUACGGACACAUAUAAAGAUAUGCAUUCACCCCCCCCCAUCCCCAAUCCCUCGCCUUCGCCGCUUUGUUCCGCCAGUCUGACAAGCAGGUCUGUGACCAGUGCCGAGAAUGGCUGCAGGACCGGAUGGCUGCUUGCCUGUGCUGGAUUACCUCCACCCCCCGCUCCCCUCCCCUGUUGUGAUGAUAUCUGGUGGAUUGGGCAAAUAUGCAAAGGAUCCAAAGUUUGUGACGGUGACAAAACACGAGAUCGCAGAUGCUUGCGACAUGACAAUUGAUGAGAUGGAAAGUGCUGCUAGCAAUUUACUGAAUGUGACACUAGGCCACGGGCCGGAGGCAGACGAAGCGGGCCUGUGUCAGAACAAUCUGCGUGACUACAGCGAUGAGGAGACGGACACGAGCAAUAAACGCGAGGAGGAUCUCGCAGACGAAAUGAUCUACGUCUCAGUAUUAUAGUACAGAACUCAUAAUACCCUCAAACUAAAUAAUGUAGAAAAUGAGGUAAUCGUGCCUUUACACGGGAGUGUCAUGGGGAGAUCUGCUGGCUUUACCUUUUAUUCUGACCUUUUCAUUUAGUUAACAAAGCUUUUGAUAUCUUGGGAAUUUCCAGCAAGAUCCAAAUGUGAUGACAUUACCGACCGAAGUGUUUUCCUCUGAAUCUAUGCAUGCACUGGACCUUUGAAGAUCCCCAACAAACUUACCAGCCAAAGUCCACUUGGUCAAAGGUACCAAACAGCAUUUCCCCAGACCCAUUCAGGACACUUUCACCAUUUGAGUCAAGAAUUUUAUUCACAAAUUAUAUAACAAUAAUUAUAAUGGUAUAAACAUGGUACCUCCUGGUUGGGUAACUAAACUAUAUUCCAAGUCUUUCAAAUUAAAUGUCACAAAAAGUUGUGACUGACUGAAUGUCUCUUUCACUCCUUUUUUCUACUUUCCAUAUUCAAAGCACAUCAAUGUUGGUGACAUUUGGCAUAAUUGACUUCAAAUCUGCCGCAGCAUACUGGAAUGCAAAUUUAAAGCUGAUCGUCUCACUUGAAAUAUAGUGCACAAAUUAAAUGGAGUUUGGAACUCUGAACUUCAUUUAUGUUUCAUGGGAAACAAGGCCAGAAAAUAUUUUUUGGGGUGAAUGUAAGAAAACACAUAAACGGAAAUGCAAAUGAUCCAUACGCCUAGUUUCACAUGCUGAAAUAAAAAUGCAAGAUGCCAAUUUUGGUGGUGGAAGAAAAUUUUUAUGAUAUGAAAUAUU